Molecule: messenger RNA, 3306 nt
Organism: Penicillium odoratum
Lineage: Eukaryota; Fungi; Ascomycota; Eurotiomycetes; Eurotiales; Aspergillaceae
Product: putative DUF814 domain protein
Exons: 4
Coding region: 1-3306 (1101 amino acids)
Biological process (GO): rescue of stalled cytosolic ribosome; ribosome-associated ubiquitin-dependent protein catabolic process
Cellular component (GO): RQC complex
Molecular function (GO): ribosomal large subunit binding; tRNA binding
Source: RefSeq, a predicted model, not a curated record
AUGAAGCAGAGAUUCUCGUCGCUAGACGUCAAGGUCAUCACCCAGGAGCUGGCUGCGGAGCUGGUCAGCCUCCGGGUGUCUAACAUUUACGACCUGUCUUCGCGCAUCUUUCUUUUCAAAUUUGCCAAACCAGACCACCGCCGUCAACUCAUCGUCGACUCUGGCUUCCGCACUCAUAUCACACAUUACUCCCGCACAGCAGCCACCACCCCCUCGCCCUUCGUAACACGACUGCGAAAGUUCCUCAAAUCACGUCGCGUUACAAGUGUCACUCAGAUUGGUACGGACCGAGUCAUUGACAUCUCCUUCAGCGAUGGCGCAUACCACAUGUUCUUCGAAUUCUUCGCGGGCGGCAACAUCAUCGUAACUGAUCGCGAGCACACCAUCAUCUCGCUAUUUCGACAGGUCAAUGCGACUGAGGGAGAAGAGGCAAAGCUUGGUAUCAAGUAUAAUGUCACCAAUAAGCAGAAUUAUGCUGGAGUUCCGGAGAUCACGUCGAGCCGGAUCACGGAGACGAUAGAGAAGGCGCAGGCUUUGUUUGCCCAAGAGGGCAAUGCACCCAAGAAGACAAAAAAGAAGAAUGCAGACAUGCUGCGCAAAUCUCUUUCCAACGGGUUCCCCGAGUUCCCACCGUUGCUGCUGGAUCAUGCCUUUGCGGUGGUGGGGCUUGAUGCUGCGACCCCGCUUGACCAGGCUCUAGCCAGUCCGGAUAUACUCCAGCAAGUGCGGGAGGUUCUGGAUGAAGCUGAGAGGGUCUCGAAGAGCUUUGAUAUUGGCGAGAGUCACGCAGGCUAUAUUAUUGCCAAGGAGGACGAGCGACUAUCGGCACAAACGGAUGGCGAAAAUGGAUCGAAGACCCCGGGUCUUUUGUAUGAAGACUUCCACCCGUUCAAGCCACAGCAAUUCGCAGAUAAGCCGGGAGUGAAGAUCUUGCAAUUCGAACGUUUCAAUGCGACUGUUGAUGAGUAUUUCUCGUCUCUGGAAUCGCAGCGACUCGAAUCCCGACUCACUGAGCGAGAGCAGACGGCCAAGCGGAAGCUGGAUGCCGUACGAGAUGAGCAUCGAAAGCGUAUCGAUGCUUUGAAGGAUGCGCAGGAGCUCCAUAUCCGCAAGGCUGCUGCCAUUGAAGACAACGUGUAUCGCGUCCAAGAAGCAAUGGACGCUGUAAAUGGCUUGGUGGCCCAGGGAAUGGAUUGGGGUGAGAUUGCGCGGCUAAUUGAGAUGGAACAAGGCCGAGGAAACCCUGUUGCUAAGACUAUUAAGUUACCUCUCAAGCUGUACGAGAACACCGUCACUUUAUUGUUGGGCGAAGGUGACGAAGAAGAGGAAGAAGAGGAUCCUGAAUCGAGCAACGAUUCUGAUUCUGAAUCGGAUGCCGAAGAACGAGAGAACCAAAAGCGGAAGGAUGUUGCUUCGAAAAUGCUGUCGAUCGAUAUUGAUCUAGGUCUUACCCCUUGGGCAAAUGCUUCGCAAUACUAUGAUCAGAAGAAGCAAGCAUCGGAGAAGCAACAGAGAACCGUCCAGUCUUCUACCAAAGCCCUCAAGAGUCACGAGAAGAAAGUGACAGCCGACCUCAAGAAGAAUCUGAAGCAGGAGAAGCAGGUUCUGCGACAGGCUCGAGAGCCAUUCUGGUUCGAGAAGUUUGUUUUCUUCAUUUCUUCCGAAGGCUACCUCGUUCUUGGCGCCCGGGAUAUUAUGCAGAGUGAAUUGCUUUACCGGCGGUAUUUGAGCAAGGGCGAUAUCUUCAUCCACGCCGACUUGGAUGGCGCAUUACCAUUCGUGGUUAAGAACCGCCUCGGAAAUCCAAAUGCUCCUAUUCCUCCAAGUACACUUUCCCAAGCAGGCAAUCUUUGCGUUGCAACUUCGUCAUCAUGGGAAUCCAAGGCUAUCAUGUCUGCGUAUUGGGCGCACGCGAGCCAGGUUUCGAAGAUGUCUCAGUCCGGUGCUGGAAUGUUGGCUACGGGUGUUUUCGACAUCAAGGGUGAGAAGAACUUCUUGGCACCAUCACAGCUGGUGCUUGGGUUUGCCAUCUUGUUCCAGAUAAGCAAAGAGAGUCUGAAAAACCACAAGAUAAAUUUUGAGGCGACCGAGAUUCAGACCACAGAGCCUCAAGAAUCGGAAGAUCAGCCCUCUAACACCCCAGAGUCUCCCGAGAAGGACGAUCAAACGGAGACUGUGGAUGAUGCAGAGAAAGAAGAAAACGUGUCAGACGAAGAGGAAGAUGACAACGAUGCCAAUGGAGCCACCAGAAACCCUCUCCAACGAGGUGACUCUGAACUUUCUGUCGCCAAAGCAGAAGAACCUGCCGAACCCGAGAGUGAGUCGGACUCUGAAGAUGAGAGUACAAAGGAUGAGGAGCCAGAGUCUGAGGUCAAGACCGAGGUUGACCAGGAUCAAAUUGCCGAGGAAGCAGAAGAGUUAGAAGAACCAGAAGAACAGACCGCCUCUAACGCCCACGAGGAGGCUCCUGCAGAGGAAGACGAGAAGCUUACAAUCCGUGAGCGACGUACCUUGCGACAGGGCAAGCCCAUCGAUCGACCAGGCCAAGCUGAACCCGCGCCAACCCGGAUUGCGCCAACUCGUGGAAAGCGAGCAAAGGAGAAGCGAGCAGCAGCGAAAUAUGCCCACCAAGAUGAUGAUGAACGUGAACUCGCUCUCCGUCUUCUCGGUGCCGGAAAGGGCAAAACUGCUAAGGCAGCCCAAGCGGCAGAAGCCAAAGCCCAGCGCGAACGGGAAUCCGAAGCACACUUACAGCGAAGACGCGCACAGCACGAACGAGCCGCCGCCGCCGAGCAAAAGCGACAAGCCCAGUUCACCGAGGGUGGCGAUGAUUACAAUGAAGACACUGCUGCUGCUGAGGCGGCGGAUCUGAGCUGGAUCCCAGCCCUAGUCGGCACCCCAACUCCACAUGAUGAGAUUCUGGCUGCUAUCCCGGUUUGCGCACCCUGGAGCGCUCUAGGAAAGCACAAAUACAAGAUCAAGCUGCAGCCUGGUUCUGUAAAAAAGGGCAAGGCUGUCAAGGAGAUCAUCGGUCGCUGGAUCUCUGAAACUACUACGGGCAAAGUUAAGAAGGAUCAUGCCGAGGAUGUGGGGAUUCCUCGUGUUGAUGCAGAGCGCCUUCGCUCGCGAGAGGGAGAAUUGAUUAAGGGGUGGAAGGAUACUGAGGUCAUUAACACCAUGCCUGUGGGCAAGGUGCGCAUCAUGACUGCUGGCAGUGCUGGUGCUGGCGGUGGUGAUAAGGGUAAGGGCAAAGGAGGUGGUGGUAAAGGUGGUGGAAAGGGCGGCAAAGGUGGGAAGAAGAAAUAA